CGUCAGUCAGGCAACGGGAGCCGCCGGGAGCGGAUGGCGGCCGUGGUAGCGGCCCCACUCGCCGCCGGGAGUGAGGACUCGGCGCCCACAACUUCCUUUCCCGGGACUCUGGGUCUGCCGGGGAGCCGCAGUGCCGAGCGAGCCCUAGAGGAGGCCGUAGCCACCGGGACCCUGAACCUGUCCAACCGGCGCUUGAAGCACUUCCCCCGGGGCGCGGCCCGCAGCUACGACCUGUCAGACAUCACCCAGGCCGACCUGUCCCGGAACCGGUUCCCCGAGGUGCCCGAGGCUGCGUGCCAGCUGGUGUCGCUGGAGGGCCUGAGCCUCUACCACAACUGUCUGCGGUGCCUGAACCCAGCCUUGGGGAACCUCACGGCCCUCACCUACCUCAACCUCAGCCGAAACCAGCUGUCGACGUUGCCCCCCUACAUCUGCCAGCUGCCCCUGCGUGUGCUCAUCAUCAGCAACAACAGGCUGGCUGUCCUGCCCCCUGACAUCAGCGCCUUGGGGAGCCUUCGGCAGCUUGACGUGAGCAGCAAUGAGCUGCAGGCUCUCCCAACAGAACUGUGUAGCCUCCCGGGGCUUCGGGACCUCAAUGUGCGCCGGAACCAGCUGGGAGCCCUGCCCGAUGAGCUGGGGGGCCUCCCUCUGGUCCGCCUGGAUUUCUCCUGUAACCGCGUGUCCCGCCUUCCACUCUCCUUCUGCCGCCUCCGCCACCUGCAGGUCCUCCUCCUGGACAGCAACCCCCUGCAGAGUCCCCCUGCCCAGGUCUGUCUGAAGGGGAAGCUCCACAUCUUCAAGUACCUGACCACAGAGGCAGGCCGGCGUGGGGGCGCGGCUCUGGGAGACCUGGUCCCUUCCCGCCCCCCAAGUUUCAGCCCCUGCCCUGCCGAGGAGCUGUUUCCGGGCCGGCAGCACGACUCGGGGCUGGACUCCGGCUUCCAUAGUGUAGACAGUGGCAGCAAGAGAUGGUCUGGGAAUGAGUCGGCUGAUGACUUCUCCGAGCUCUCCUUCCGGAUCUCUGAGCUGGCCCGUGAGCCCCGGGGUCCCAGAGAGCGAAGGGAGGACGGCGCUGCUGACGGAGACCCUGAGCAGGCGGACUUCAGUGACAGCCGCAGUACCACAGAGGUCGAGGAGCCAGAGGCCAACACUGCGGAGGAGCAGCAGUCCCCCAAAUCCAGACCUGCCACAGGGGAUGGGGAGAGGGUCCCAAGCAGCAGGAGGGAGGAGCCUGCGGGGGAGGAGCGGCGUCGCCCCGACACCCUGCAGCUGUGGCAGGAGCGGGAGCGGCGGCAACAGCAGCAGCAGCAGAGUGGAUUGUGGGGGGCUCCCAAGAAGGACAGUUUUCUGAAGUCCGGGACCAGACCUGUGGGUGGGGGCAUACCCACCUCGUGCACCCAGGCCACUUACAAUGGCACAACCAAGUCUCAUGCCACCCACCUGGGAGGUUCCGGGGUGCAGGGAAGCCCCGGUCCCACUCACGCCCCCCAGGAGCCCUCUCCUCCAGCUGGGCCAGCUGCUGCGCCUGUUCCCCAGCCGCUGGGCUCCAUUCAGAGACCAAGCAGCUUUCUCUUCCGGUCCAGCUCCCAGAGCAGCUCAGGUCCUUCCUCUCCAGAUGCGGCCCUGAGGACUCGGCGGGCCCCCCAGCUGGUAGACAACAGGGAGCUCAUGGCUCAGCUGCGUCAGGUUCUCGAGUCUCGGCUGCAGCGGCCCCUGCCUGAGGACCUGGCUGAGGCACUGGCCAGCGGGGUGGUGCUGUGCCAACUGGCCAACCAGCUCCGGCCGCGCUCUGUGCCCUUCAUCCACGUGCCCUCACCUGCUGUGCCAAAACUCAGCGCCCUCAAGUCCCGGAAAAAUGUGGAGAGUUUCUUGGAAGCCUGUCGAAAGAUGGGGGUGCCUGAGGCCGACCUGUGCUCACCCUCAGAUCUCCUCCAGGGCACCGCCCAGGGGCUGUGGACCACCCUGGAGGCUGUGAGGCGGGCAGGGGCCAGGGCGCCCUCACCCCUCCGGGCCCCUUCUGGUCUGGGCGGCUUCAUCUUCUUCUACACGGCCCUCAUGCUGCUGCUGUAUGUCGUCUACACUCGACUCCUGGGUCCCUAGGACAUAGCCUCCCCGCCCUGGCCCGUGCCCCCUUUCUAUUUAUAAGGUUCCAGGCCAGCCCCUUCCCAACUCCACCCGUGGUGCCUUCAGCCCCGACCAAAGACACUAGUGAGGCCCCACACACACUGACCUCAGAGGCCCCACUUGGUGCCCCCCAGCCUCUACCCCUUCCUGUUUAGCCUCCACGCCCACCUCUCAGUGCUGAGGUGCCUUCACGCUCCUGCCAGCUCCCUGCUCCCAUGUUCCCCGAGCAGGGCCUUAACCUUCCCCUUGCUCCCUCCCCCACUCUCGGGGGCUAAAUUAUCUAUAUUUUGUAGAGAGACUCUAUAUUUGUAGGGGAUUCAGGGCUCAGGCCCUCUGCUGACUUGUAUAAAUUGUACAGCCCGUGAA
This is a messenger RNA of Suncus etruscus (white-toothed pygmy shrew), 2490 nucleotides long. RefSeq names its product leucine rich repeats and calponin homology domain containing 4 (gene LRCH4). The transcript is spliced from 18 exons. NCBI's taxonomy places the organism in Eukaryota, Metazoa, Chordata, Mammalia, Eulipotyphla, Soricidae. Gene Ontology annotation, molecular function: protein binding. The record is from RefSeq and is a predicted model, not a curated record. The coding region runs from base 34 to 2100 and encodes 688 amino acids.